Molecule: messenger RNA, 1479 nt
Organism: Piliocolobus tephrosceles (Ugandan red Colobus)
Lineage: Eukaryota; Metazoa; Chordata; Mammalia; Primates; Cercopithecidae
Gene: SRMS
Product: src-related kinase lacking C-terminal regulatory tyrosine and N-terminal myristylation sites
Exons: 8
Coding region: 1-1479 (492 amino acids)
Biological process (GO): protein phosphorylation
Molecular function (GO): ATP binding; protein binding; protein tyrosine kinase activity
Source: RefSeq, a predicted model, not a curated record
AUGGAGCCCUUCCUCAGGAGGCGGCUGGCCUUCCUGUCCUUCUUCUGGGACAAGAUCUGGCCUGCGGGCGGCGAGCCGGACCACGGCACCCCCGGGUCCACGGACCCCGACGCCGACCCAGUGCCCGCGCUCCCCGCGGAGCCCUGCGGCCCCUUCCCGCAGCUCUUCCUUGCGCUCUACGACUUCGCGGCGCGGCGCGGCGAGGAGCUGAGUGUCCGCCGCGGGGACAGGCUCUGCGCCCUGGAGGAGGGGGGCGGCUACAUCUUGGCGCGCAGGCUCUCGGGCCAGCCCAGCGCCGGGCUCGUGCCCAUCACCCAUGUGGCCAAGGCUUCUCCCGAGACGCUCUCAGACCAACCCUGGUACUUCAGCGGAGUCAGCCGGACCCAGGCACAGCAGCUGCUCCUCUCCCCACCCAACGAACCAGGGGCCUUCCUCAUCCGGCCCAGCGAGAGCAGCCUCGGGGGCUACUCACUGUCAGUCCGGGCCCAGGCCAAGGUCUGCCACUACCGGGUCUCCACGGCAGCCGACGGCAGCCUCUACCUGCAGAAGGGACGGCUCUUUCCCAGCCUGGAGGAGCUCCUCACCUACUACACGGCCAACUGGAAGCUGAUCCAGAGCCCCCUGCUGCAGCCCUGCGUGCGUCAGAAGGCUCCGUGGCAGGAUGCGUGGGAGCGACCACACUCCGAAUUUGCCCUUGGGAGGAAGCUGGGUGAAGGCUACUUUGGGGAGGUGUGGGAAGGCCUGUGGCUGGGCUCCCUGCCCGUGGCGAUCAAGGUCAUCAAGUCAGCCGACAUGAAGCUCGCCGACCUCGCCAAGGAGAUCCAGACGCUGAAGGGCCUGCGGCACGAGCGGCUCAUCCGGCUGCACGCGGUGUGCUCGGGCGGGGAGCCUGUGUACAUCGUCACGGAGCUCAUGCGCAAGGGAAACCUGCAGGUCUUCCUGGGCAGCCCCGAGGGCCGGGCCCUGCGUCUGCCGCCGCUCCUGGGCUUUGCCUGCCAGGUGGCUGAGGGCAUGAACUACCUGGAGGGGCAGCGCAUCGUGCAUCGGGACUUGGCCGCCAGGAAUGUGCUUGUGGACGAUGGCCUGGCUUGCAAGGUGGCUGACUUUGGCCUGGCCCGGCUGCUCAAGGACGACAUCUACUCCCCGAGAAGCAGCUCCAAGAUCCCGGUGAAGUGGACAGCACCUGAGGCGGCCAGUUAUCGUGUCUUCUCCCAGAAGUCGGACGUCUGGUCCUUUGGCGUCCUGCUGUACGAGGUUUUCACCUAUGGCCAGUGUCCCUACGAAGGGAUGACCAACCACGAGACGCUGCAGCAGAUCAUGCGAGGGUACCGGCUGCCGCGCCCGGCUGCCUGCCCGGCAGAGGUCUAUGUGCUCAUGUUGGAGUGCUGGAGGAGCAGCCCCGAGGAACGGCCCUCCUUCGCCGCGCUGUGGGAGAAGCUGCACGCCAUCCACAGAUGCCUUCCGCGAGUCCUCACGUGA